Xiphias gladius (swordfish) is the source of this 2967-nucleotide messenger RNA. RefSeq names its product F-box/WD repeat-containing protein 7-like. The transcript is spliced from 13 exons. NCBI's taxonomy places the organism in Eukaryota, Metazoa, Chordata, Actinopteri, Istiophoriformes, Xiphiidae. The record is from RefSeq and is a predicted model, not a curated record. Bases 338 to 2350 code for a protein of 670 amino acids. Gene Ontology annotation, molecular function: protein binding.
CGUCAUCAAUUCGCGCCAAACAAAGCUCCAUGUGCAAGAGGAGAAAAACCUGAAGCGGAGAAAGUUUAGUUUUUGGUUUUUUUGUAGUUUGUCAUGAAAACACGUAAAAACAUGAAUCUCGGGGGGGGUGAGGUUCUCAGCAAAGUCCCGUUGGUUCGGUUUCGAGCUGAAAAACCGAAGCUCCCGUGAAGACAAAUAAAGGAGAAGGAAAAGAAAGAAAAAUAGAAAAAUCCCGGCGUUUAAAAAUUAAAGUCCGGUGGAGCUGGAGGAGAAAGUUGGAGUUUCUAAAGGAUGUUUCUUCCUGCUUCCGUUGUGUGACGAAUGAAAGGAGAACCAGAUGAGUGAGGAAAAGAUGGAGGGAGGCCGUCAAGAAAGGAGAGGGGAGGAAGAGGAGGACAGAACACUAAAAACUCCAUCCAGGAGGAGAGAAGAAGAGGAGGAGGAGGAGGAGGAGAUAGAAAUGAUGAAGGCAAAAGACUUCAAAGCCAGAGCGCAAAGGGAGCUGAUUGGUGGACACGCUCCGAUCUGCGCCUCCUCCUCCUUCACCUCCUCUCCUUUCCUCUCCUCCCCCCUCCGCCGAGGAAGAGGAGGAGGAGGCGGCGGCGAGGACGACGCGGAGGAAGACGAGGUCAGAGUCGCCAUAGUCACCAUCGAGGACGAGUCCUGUCCGUCCGAGCCUUUCGGCACCACCCACCUGGAAACGGCCAAUCAGAUCACACGGACCGAGGCCGGAGGAGACAAAGUGGAGAAAAGGGAGGCGGAGGAGGACAUAAAAGAGGAAGAGGAGGAGGAGGAGGAGACGGCAGCAAACAGUGAUCAAAGAGAGGAGGAGGAGGAAGAGGAGAACGCAGAGGUGACGUCACCAUCGCUGCACCUGGCGAGCCAGAUGAAGAGGAAGUUGGAUCAUGGUCCCGACGGCCGGCCGUUCCCCUCAGGGAAGAAGCACUGCAAAGGCAGCGGAUACCUCAGUCCUUCCAGUCUGGUUCAGGCCACGCCCACCACCUUCGGCGACCUGCGACUGGCCAACGGGCAUUCGGCUCAGCGGCGGCGGGUCACCUCGGGCCCACCCCCCUCUGGCCUGCAGGACUGGCUACACACCUUCCAGACAUGGAGCGGUCCCGAGAGGCUGUUGGCUCUGGACGAGUUGAUUGACAGGUGUGAGACCGGUCAGGUGAAGCACAUGAUGCAGGUCAUCGAGCCCCAGUUCCAGAGGGACUUCAUUUCCCUGCUGCCCAAGGAGCUAGCGCUGUAUGUGCUGACCUUCCUGGCUCCCGGUGACCUGCUGCAGGCCGCCCAGACCUGCAGAUACUGGAGGAUCCUGGCCGAAGACAACCUGCUGUGGAGGGAGAAGUGCCGCGAGGAAGGUAUAUCAGAGUGUGUGUCAGCUCGUCGCAGGAAGUGUGCGAGGCCGGGUGCGGCAGCCAGCCCGUGGAAAUCGGCCUACAUUAGGCAGCACCGCAUCGAAAACAACUGGAGGAAGGGGGACACGCGCGAACCCAUGGUGCUGAAAGGUCACGACGAUCACGUGAUCACCUGUCUCCAGUUCAGCGGCGACCUGAUUGUCAGCGGCUCCGACGACAACACACUCAAAGUCUGGUCGGCCAUCACCGGCAAGGUGGGACGCUGUGUGGUGGUGUCGGGCUCCCGGGACACGACGCUGCGGGUGUGGGACGUGUCGACGGGUCGCUGCGAGCACGUGCUGACGGGCCACGUGGCGGCGGUGCGCUGCGUUCAGUACGACGGCCGCCGCGUGGUGUCGGGCGGCUACGACUACAUGGUGAAGGUGUGGGACCCCGAGACGGAGGCUUGUCUGCACACGCUGCAGGGACACACCAACAGAGUGUACUCGCUACAGUUUGAUGGUGUCUUCGUGGUGAGCGGCUCAUUGGACACUUCAAUCAGAGUCUGGGACGCAGAGACAGGUGGGUGUGUCCACACGUUGACCGGCCACCAAUCUCUGACCAGCGGCAUGGAGCUGCGAGACAACAUCCUGGUGUCCGGCAACGCCGACUCUACGGUCCGGGUGUGGGACGUCCGGAUGGGACAGUGUCUCCACACGCUGCAAGGUCCUAACAAGCACCAGUCGGCGGUGACGUGCCUGCAGUUCUGCCGAGGUCUGGUCCUGUCCAGCUCCGACGACGGGACGGUCAAACUGUGGGACCUGAAGACCGGCGCCUGGCUGAGGGACGUGGUGGCGCUGCAGAGCCGGGGAUCAGGUGGCGUGGUGUGGCGAAUCAGAGCGUCCGACACUCGGCUGGUGUGCGCCGCCGGCAGCCGGAACGGGACGGAGGAAACCAAGCUGCUGGUGUUGGACUUUGACCUGGACGACAAGAAGAUAGAGACGGAUUGAGGAGGAGGAUGUAAUAUCAGACAGACAGGUACGAAUGUUACGGCGCGUCCCGAUUGGCCGGCAGAGACAGGUGGACGAAUCACAAGACGGCGUCAGCGAUAAAGAAAACAGUUUCAGGACGACAGAAAACGGCUGCAUCGGCACGAAAGACCAGCCUGGCGGGAGCUGCAGCGACAACUGGACGUUUGACGCUUUGACGGACGUAAAUGUCUUCUGUGACAAACGGAUAUACCUUGGUAGAAUGUAACCAAUGGGGGGGGGGUUUGAGGGCAUUGACUUAUUGCUGCUGAACCAAACCAAAUGUACCAAAUCUUGACGGCUGGAGACACACGGGCAACUUUUAGGAGCGACGGCGACGUUGCUUUGAUCUGAAACGAAUGUGAACAGUUGAUACAAACAGAACCUCAUAUACAGUCAGUAUUGUUUUCCCGUUGCCUCUAAACGUACGUCGUGUGUCCCGGCUCUGCAGUACUGUAACAUAUGUAGAGGCUGGAAAACUGAACGCUGGCUGUUACCGUCGGUCGGUGACUGGUGGGAUAAAAGUUGUUUUCUGUUUUUGUUUUUAGGACUAAACUACAAAUCCGUAGAAUCCAGCCACAACCAGAGUCUCACAUCUA